AUGCACAUCCAACAGUUGAAAGGAAUCCAAUUUUUCGUAGGGAAGUCAUUUAAGCUUUCAGAUUGGAUAUGUCCUUCCGUUGAUUUUGAUGAAGCGGAAGAAGGUGGAGCGAAGGAUGCGUAUCUUAAUCUUGGUCCUCUUUUGAAGCCGAGUGAGGUGUCUCCGAAAGAAUUUGAUAAAGCAAAGGAUGAGUAUCUCAGUACUGGUGUUGGUUUGGGGCAGGAUAUGAAGUCUCUGAAAGGAUGGUUGUUCAACAACAGCAACAAAACCUGGGUUUGCGCAUCUGCACUGGACAUUGAUUUGGAAGACAUUUGGGAGAACAUUUACAAACAAAUUAAUGAAUUCCAUUGGAACAAGAAGUAUCUCAUAGUAAUUGAUGAUGUUCGUGAUCCUCAAGUACUAAGUAAAGCAGAAAGCUGGGAGUUGUUCAUGAAGAAGUUAUUCAUAACUCCUUGGCGACUCGGCAAUAUUGCUAGUGACAGCAAGAACACCUCAGAUGAUCAAUAUUCAUCUCCUCCCAUUCCUCUCCCUCUCCCUCCGGAGUUGGAAGCCCCUGGAAAAAAGAUGGUGGCAAAAUGUGGAGGAAUCCCCUAUUUAAUUAUAGAAUUGGCAAAUCUAUUGUCCACUAUGAAUGCAAACAUUGUGGAAUGGUCAUGUGUGCUCCACGGCACAGAUACACAUCUCAGUCAAGAACAACACCCUUGGUUUAACUUGUCAUCCUCUGUUGAUGACAUCCUCCCUUUCCAUGUGAAACAGUUCUUGUAUCUCUUUCCUACUGCAACCACAAUCCCCAAAAGGAGGUUGACUCUGUCAUGGGUUGUAGAGGGUGGUUUGUUGCACCAGCGGGGGGAUUCUGGAAUUUCGGCUGAGGAAGAGGAAUCAACAGUAGCUUUACCAUGGUUGCAAGACUUGCAGGAUCUCAACUUAAUUCAAGCAAUGAAAGUCAGUUCUAUUGGGAUAGUCAAGUCAUACCCCAUUCCUCGUGAUCUUCCCCUGCUUCAGAUCUUAAAAGCUGGUGAUGCCCUCAGGUCUUCUGAUGGUGACGAUGGUGAGGUCUGGAUUCAUAGCAUUGCUGAUCAUUGUGGCAAAGAGGACAUACAUUCUCUUCGUAUUCAUAGUAGCAUAAAUUCUCCUGAUGAACUAGAAUAUUUCAUAACUCUUGGUUCUUUCUGGGUGCUUGAUCUAGAGGGUGUGUAUAAACCUAGUCUACCUAAGGCAACAGGAUACCUAAUUAACUUGCAGUACCUUGGGUUAAGAUGGACUUACUUUGACACACUGCCUUCAUCCGUCGAAAAACUGCAGAACCUCCAAACUCUAGAUACAAAACAUACUGACAUUGGUGAUUACUCGACGAUUCAAAAGAUGGAAAAGCUGCAGCACCUUUACUUGAACGAGAGGCACCGCAGUGAAUUCAUUACAUAA
Molecule: messenger RNA, 1422 nt
Organism: Macadamia integrifolia
Lineage: Eukaryota; Viridiplantae; Streptophyta; Magnoliopsida; Proteales; Proteaceae
Product: disease resistance protein RPM1-like
Exons: 4
Coding region: 1-1422 (473 amino acids)
Biological process (GO): defense response to other organism
Source: RefSeq, a predicted model, not a curated record